ACACUCGUAGCUUUGAAUGCAAGAUCAAAACAAGACAGACAGUCGAUCUAACAACGUGGCUUAGUGUUCGGAUUAUAUACAAUCAUUCUCCAUGUGGAUUUUACAGUAGCAACAUGCUUUCACGAAAGCUAGGAAUGUUUUCCUACAACCAUAAUACCAACAUGGAAAAGGAUAAGCAAGUGAAAGACAAAGAUGCAUUUCAGAGGGUAUACACAGUUGGUCAGCAUUUGGGAAGCGGAGGAUUUGGUACUGUUUACAGUGGAACACGCAAGAGGGAUAAUUUACCCGUUGCAAUCAAAGUAAUAACCAAAGAGAAAGUCACAGAAUGGGGACAGCUAAAUGGACAUAGUGUGCCGAUGGAAAUUUGUUUAUUAAAACGUGUGAACAAUUGUGCAGGAGUUAUUAAAAUGUUGGACUGGUUUGAAAUGAAAACCAACUUUGUCAUUGUGAUGGAACGGCCAGAACACGUGCAAGAUUUAUUUGAUUACAUUACAGAAAAAGGUGCUUUGGAUGAGGAAACAAGUAAAAAUUUCUUCAGACAGAUUGUGGACACACUUAUCAACAUUCACAAAAACGGUGUUGUACACCGGGACAUUAAAGAUGAAAACAUUCUUGUGGACUUGAAAACUGGUGAACUAAAAUUGAUCGACUUUGGAUCAGGUGCUUUCCUUAAAGACACAGUGUAUCUCGCAUUUGAUGGUACACGAGUAUACAGUCCGCCAGAAUGGAUCAAAUUCCACAGGUACCAUGGGCGAUCUGCAGCUGUUUGGUCUCUAGGAAUUCUCUUGUUUGAUCUGGUCUGCGGAGAUAUCCCUUUUGAGCAGGAUGAACAGAUAAUGAAGGCCGAGGUUUCCUUCAGAGGACGAGUGUCUCAUGAAGUGAAAGAUUUGGUGAAAAAAUGUCUAGCAAUUCGUCCAUCAGACCGACCAACCUUGGAAGAGAUUCUAACGCAUCCCUGGCUAGCUUCAACAGUACAGCCAUCAGUUGAUAAGCGAGCACCCAACCACACAGGAAGUCAAGGAAUCGUGGAUGCCGUAUCUAUGAGCAGUCAGGAAAGCAUGUGAUGAAGGCAUCCUACUAGGACCUUGAUUCAAAUACCCGUGUUCAUAUUUAUAAAUUAUUAACUAUAAACAAACUGCAACACAGCAAUGCAAUAUAUUAACUGUGAAACCAUUCCACAACUCAGGGAGCUGCAAUGAAUUAAUUACAUUGUCAUAUUACAUCAUAUGUGGAUUAUGAGACGAACUUCAUACAAAUAUUUGAAAGUGGAUCAACCCCCUCUCCACGUGCCCACAAGCUCAUUCAAAUGACUGGAAAGCAAAAGGGAUGUGAAUAUUUUGCCAAAGACCACUCUAAAAUACAAGUUGUGAUUUCACCAUAUUUGUUGGACUUUCCAAGGGUGGCAAACAUGGACCUUAUUUAUUGUGAUAGUAUGAGAGAAGAGACUAAGAAAAACGCUCAAUUUUUUUUUUAUUGCAUACAUAUUGUGAGUCCUAUUCAGCCAUGAAUUUGAACCCAAUAAUCACUGCCACUUCAAUGCAAAAAGUUGAUUUUUCCUCAUUUCAUGUAUUUUCUAUUUAUUAAGCUACAAUGCUAGCCAUAUCAUUACUUAUUCAUAUGUAGGGUUAGAUUAGUAAUUUUUGGUGUACUUUGACACAACGGUGCUGAUAGAAAUUGGUAAUUGCCAUUUUUUAUUGAUUUUUUUUUUUAUAUACACGUGUAU
Mizuhopecten yessoensis (Yesso scallop) is the source of this 1723-nucleotide messenger RNA. RefSeq names its product serine/threonine-protein kinase pim-3-like. The transcript is spliced from 5 exons. The coding region runs from base 114 to 1064 and encodes 316 amino acids. Gene Ontology annotation, cellular component: cytoplasm. Lineage: Eukaryota; Metazoa; Mollusca; Bivalvia; Pectinida; Pectinidae. Gene Ontology annotation, biological process: negative regulation of apoptotic process; protein autophosphorylation. The record is from RefSeq and is a predicted model, not a curated record. Gene Ontology annotation, molecular function: protein serine/threonine kinase activity; ATP binding.